Molecule: messenger RNA, 630 nt
Organism: Seriola aureovittata
Lineage: Eukaryota; Metazoa; Chordata; Actinopteri; Carangiformes; Carangidae
Product: hemoglobin subunit alpha-A
Exons: 3
Coding region: 71-502 (143 amino acids)
Biological process (GO): hydrogen peroxide catabolic process; oxygen transport
Cellular component (GO): blood microparticle; haptoglobin-hemoglobin complex; hemoglobin complex
Molecular function (GO): peroxidase activity; oxygen carrier activity; organic acid binding
Source: RefSeq, a predicted model, not a curated record
UCCACUUCCCCAGCAUCGUCAUAUCAGACAUUUUUUCUUUCAUUUAAGAAAACUUGAAGAAAAGGCAGACAUGAGUCUCUCUGGAAAGGACAAGUCCGUGGUGAAGGCCUUCUGGGACAAAGUGUCCCCGAAAUCCGCCGAGAUUGGAGCCGAGGCUCUGGGCAGGAUGCUGACUGUAUACCCGCAGACCAAGACCUACUUUUCCCACUGGGCGGAUGUGGGUCCUGACUCCGCACAGGUGAAGAAGCAUGGCGCUACCAUCAUGGCAGCUGUGGGAGAAGCCGUCGGAAAGAUCGAUGACCUUGUGGGUGGCCUCUCCGCCCUCAGCGAGCUGCAUGCCUUCAAGCUCAGAGUGGACCCUGCCAACUUCAGGAUCUUGGCCCACAACAUCAUCUUGGUUACGGCCAUGUACUUCCCCACCGACUUCACUCCUGAGAUCCAUGUCUCCGUUGACAAGUUCCUGCAGAACUUGGCUUUGGCUCUGGCCGAGAGAUACCGCUAAACUUUAUAGCGAUCCAGGAGCAUCGACUGCCUACAGCACAUGUGGCAUGUCGCUCACAAUAAUGUCAAGAUCCCUUUUCGAAAUGGAAGGGCUUGGUGAAUAAAUCGAAUAAAAGUGAAAUGUCCAGA